Oppiella nova is the source of this 548-nucleotide messenger RNA. NCBI's taxonomy places the organism in Eukaryota, Metazoa, Arthropoda, Arachnida, Sarcoptiformes, Oppiidae. The record is from the annotation of a GenBank genome assembly.
UCUCCUGUACUGACGGCGUCUUCAAAGCAGAAUUGGAUGAGUUUCUGCGCCGGGAGUUGGCUGAGGACGGGUACAGUGGUGUGGAGGUCCGCAUGAGUGCCACGAGGACUGAGAUCAUAAUACUGGCCACAAGAACGCAGUCCGUGUUGGGCGAGAAGGGCCGCCGCAUCCGUGAGCUCACGAGUGUCGUCCAGAAGAGGUUUAACUUUGAAGAGGGGACCGUUGAGGUGAGCACUCAUUUCACACUACCUGUGCCCCGCAUGUACGCCGAGAAGGUGGCGGACAGAGGUCUGUGUGCUAUCGCACAGUGCGAGUCACUCCGGUAUAAACUGAUCGGAGGUCUGGCCGUCCGGCGCGCCUGUUAUGGUGUCCUCCGAUUCAUUAUAGAGUCGCAGGCCGUGGGCUGCGAAGUCGUGGUCAGCAGGAAGUUGAGGGGACAGAGGGCUAAGAGCAUGAAGUUUGUGGACGGGCUGAUGAUCCACUCGGGACAGCCCACCAACGACUACGUGGACACCGCUGUCAGGCACGUACUCCUCAAACAGGGAGUG